AUGACUUACUACCCGUCCCCGACCGCUUCUUUCUCCAGCCUGGGAUCCCCGCUCACCCCGCCGGAAUUCGGCACUGACUCCAACACCAGCUUUGUCCCCACAGUCACAGCCAUCUCCACCUCACCAGACCUGCAGUGGUUGGUGCAACCUACACUUGUUUCAUCUGUGGCCCCAUCUCAGACCAGAGUUCACCCCUAUGGAGCAGCCCCAGCCUACAGCCGCAGCGGCGUGUUGAAAGGCUCCUCUGGAAGAGGACAGAGCCAGGGCAGGAGAGGAAAAGUUGAACAGCUUUCUCCCGAGGAAGAGGAGAAAAGGAGAAUUAGACGUGAAAGGAACAAGAUGGCGGCAGCUAAAUGCCGUAACCGUCGCAGAGAGCUGACUGACACCCUCCAAGCUGAAACUGAUGAGCUUGAGGAUGAGGAGAAGUCAGUUCUGCAGGCUGAGAUUGCAGCCCUUCUGAAGGAGAAGGAAAAGCUUGAGUUUAUCCUUGCUGCUCAUAAACCUGCCUGCAAGAUUCCACAUGACUUGGAUGGAACCUUCCAAGACUUGGCCUCAACCUUGGAUCUGACACCCUCCCUGACAUUGACCAGCUCUUCCAGCUCCCAGGAAGUCUUAGUGGAGCCUAUGUUUUCAGUCAGCCUCCCACAGUCUUCCAUCCCUGAGAAGGAAACCUCUCAGUUGCAGGUAUCCCUGGAACUUAAAUCUGAGCCUCUGGAUGACUUCCUGUUCGGCUCUCCUUCCACAGGAUCUUCUGACGCCGCUCGCUCUGUUCCCGAUGUGGAUUUGUCAAGCACGCUAUACACAUCUGAAUGGGAGCCUCUGUAUAACACCUUGUCUGUGGACAUGGAGCCUCUGUGUACCCCUGUUGUCACCUGCACCCCAACAUGUACCACCUACACCACACAUCUUUUGUCUUCACAUACCCAGAGUCUGAACCCUUCCCCAACUGCGGAACAGCCCAUAGGAGGGGGAGCAGCAGCAACGAGCAAUCCUCAGACUCUCUCAACUCACCAACUCUACUGGCCUUGUAAUGCCCAAGGUGAAGGUGACCUAGGACUGUAG
This is a messenger RNA of Staurois parvus, 1062 nucleotides long. The record is from the annotation of a GenBank genome assembly. NCBI's taxonomy places the organism in Eukaryota, Metazoa, Chordata, Amphibia, Anura, Ranidae.